GGUGUGGUGCAAUGUCUGUGAGUGCAACCGGCAGCUAGAGCGUAUGUGUAUGCGCCUGCAUAGACGCGUGUGUGAGUGCAAGCGGCAGCCACCGUGAGAGGAAAACAUAAGAUGAGCGCUUUAAGAGAGAGAAAGACAUGAAGAGAGGACUGGAGGAACUCUCUUUGCUUUAUGACUCUGCUUAGACUGGGACUGUAAGAACUUCCUGAGAGAGAGAGAGAGAGAGAGAGGGAGGAAGGAAAGAAAGAAAGAGAGGAGGGGGAGAGGAAUGUGGGGGUUUGCUUACAGGAUUAAGUGUCUUGAAGGCGGAAUGGGAAGCAGAUCACACGUGGAAGUCUGCAAGGAUCUGGAGGACUGAGCACUGUUGGCGUUGUCCUCCCUCUCUUUCCGAGAGGCGGAGAGCAGGAUGGUGCGACCCUUCACUUCUAGUUUUUCUCAGCAUGAGGACUCUCUGACUCUGUGAGUUUGGGAUUAGUUACCAUUGUUUGAUUGACAGCCCAAGGCUCCUGAUGGAGCAGGAGCUAGGAGCAGGUUCACAGGACAGGGAAGAAGUCACAACCUCUCUGGCCUCCACGUCCGCUUCUUCAUCCAACUCUGACCUCCCAUCCAACCCACAGCCUGAGGGGGAGAGAGUCGCAGUGGGUCGCCGGCAUAGCAACAGGACUUUUACUGGGUUACGGCUGUUUGGAAGGAGGAAGGCCAUUGCCAAGUCCGGUCUCCAGCACCUCUCAUGCCAGCCCAGUGCUGCUGUGUUGGCCAAGGGGGAAACAGACAGAGAAAUCCGCAGCACAGUGGACUGGAGUGAAUCAGCUCUGUACGGAGAGCACAUCUGGUUCGAGACGAAUGUCUCUGGGGACUUCUGUUACGUCGGAGAACAGCACUGUUACGCCAAAUCCCUGCAAAAGUCUGUUGCUCGGAAAAAGUGUGCUGCUUGCAAGAUCGUAGUUCACUCCAUCUGCAUUGAACAGCUGGAAAAGAUAAACUUCAGAUGUAAACCAUCUUUCAGGGAGUCCGGUUCACGGAACAUCCGGGAACCAGCAAUAGUGCGACACCACUGGGUCCAUCGGAGAAGACAAGAGGGCAAAUGCAAACAGUGUGGAAAGGGGUUUCAGCAGAAAUUUGCCUUUCACAGUAAAGAGAUUGUAGCCAUUAGCUGCUCCUGGUGCAAACAAGCAUAUCAUAAUAAGGUGACAUGCUUUAUGCUGCAGCAAAUAGAAGAACCGUGUUCAUUAGGAGCACAUGCCGCCGUUAUAGUACCUCCUACCUGGAUCAUACGGGUUCGCCGACCUCAGUCCUCACUAAAGUCAAGCAAAAAGAAGAAACGAACAUCUUUCAAACGCAAAUCCAGCAAGAAAGGAGCAGAGGAGGCUCGAUGGAAGCCCUUCAUUGUGAGACCUAUUCCCUCUCAACUCUUGAAGCCACUGCUGGUGUUUGUAAACCCAAAGAGUGGAGGAAACCAGGGAGCUAAAAUCAUCCAGUCCUUUCUGUGGUGUCUGAACCCUCGGCAGGUUUUUGAUCUCAGUCAGGGGGGUCCUCAGGAAGGCUUGGAGAUGUAUCGCAAAGUUCACAACUUGAGAAUUUUGGCCUGUGGUGGGGAUGGCACGGUGGGCUGGAUUUUGUCCGCUCUUGAUCAGCUGCAGCUAAACCCUUCUCCUGCUGUGGCAGUACUUCCUUUGGGCACGGGAAAUGACCUCGCUAGGACGCUAAACUGGGGUGGGGGUUACACAGAUGAACCUCUGAGUAAAAUCCUAUCUCACGUUGAGGAUGGGAAUAUUGUACAGCUGGAUCGAUGGAAUCUUAUUGUGAAGCCCAACCCAGAGGCGGGGCCAGAGGAAAGAGAUGAGCAGGUGACAGACAAGCUCCCUUUGGACGUCUUCAAUAAUUACUUCAGCCUUGGGUUUGAUGCUCAUGUGACUUUAGAGUUCCAUGAAUCCCGAGAGGCCAACCCUGAGAAAUUUAACAGCCGAUUCAGAAACAAAAUGUUCUAUGCAGGGACAGCGUUUUCUGAUUUCUUGAUGGGCAGCUCCAAAGACCUGGCUAAACACAUUAGAGUGGUGUGUGACGGCACCGAUUUGACCUCUAAAGUGCAGGAUUUGAAGCUGCAAUGCCUGGUCUUCCUCAAUAUCCCCAGGUACUGUGCGGGCACUAUGCCAUGGGGCAAUCCAAGUGAGCAUCAUGACUUUGAGCCUCAGCGUCAUGAUGAUGGCUGCAUUGAGGUCAUUGGAUUCACGAUGACAUCACUGGCUACGCUGCAGGUCGGAGGUCACGGUGAGAGGUUAAAUCAGUGUCGUGAAGUCACCCUCACCACCUUUAAGUCAAUCCCCAUGCAGGUGGAUGGCGAGCCUUGCAAACUAGCUCCAUCUGUUGUUCACAUCUCCCUGAGAAACCAGGCCAACAUGGUGCAGAAGACCAAGAGACGCACAUCAAUACCACUGCUCAAUGACAGUCAGCAGCCAUUUCCAGAAAGAUUACGGAUCAGAGUGAGCCGUAUCAGCAUGCAUGAUUAUGAAGCUCUGCACUACGAUAAGGAGAAACUCAAAGAAGCUUCAAUUCCACUGGGUCUCAUCGUUGUCCCGGGAGACAGUGAUUUGGAAACCUGCCGAGCUCACAUCGAGAGACUACAGGAGGACUUUGUGUCGUGUCACCCAUCUCUGCAGCGGCUGGUGCUCCAGGAAGGUGACGGGACCAAAUCAAAGGCUUUGUCGUCUCAGAGGCUGUCGCCAAAAUGGUGCUUUCUCGACUCUACAACAGCUGAUCGAUUCUACAGGAUUGAUCGAGCUCAAGAGCAUCUUAACUACGUGACUGAAAUUUCUCAGGAUGAGCUGUUCGUUUUGGACCCAGAGCUGGUUGUCACAGAGACGGUCAGCACAUCGCCAGGCAUGCCAGACCUGGUGGACUCCUCUAGUGAUGCCCCUUCUGAUCCACGUAAAUUUGCCUUCCCAUCAUCCUCUUCUUCUCCACCAAACUCACCCGGACCCAGGGUUGAAGAGCUCCAAAGGAAGCGUGUUUCCAGUGACAGUUCUGUGGCAGAAGCUCUUGCACACAGUGACUCGCUCAGAUCAGCCAAACCAGCUCUCAGCAGGGUGGGGGGUGUUCAUCGCUCAAAUACAACAGCAGCAGAUUUCAAACCUACCAGCAGGUUUGACAAGAGCAACCUGAACAAUGCAAACUCUGUGUCAGCAGACAGUCUAAUUGAAUGUGUGAAGAAGAAGGACCAUCAGAAGUUGAAGGAGCUGCAUAAGAAGGGGGCUGACCUGUGUGUGCAGGACGCUGUGGGCCGCACCCUGCUGCACUAUGCUGUGGAAGUGGGAAGCAAGGAGAUCGUCAGAUACAUCAUUGAUAAUGCACCCACUGAUAUCCUGGAUGUAACAGAGAGAGAAAAUGGAGAGACAGUAUUGCACAAAGCGGCCUCAUUGUGUCAGAGGACAAUCUGUCAUUACCUAGUGGAGGCGGGAUCAUCUCUCAUGAAGACAGACUUACAGGGCGACACUCCAAAGCAUCGUGCCGAGAAGGCGAAAGAUGCAGAACUUGCGGCGUAUCUCGAGAACCGCCAGCACUACCAAAUGAUCCAGCGUGAAGACCAGGAGACUGCAGUUUGACCUUUAACCUCUCACCCUUCACCUCAACCGGUGUCCUCCUUUUUGUGCCAAAACAACAGUAACCAAAAAUGUAUCGCUAAACCCGUCUUAGGCUCUCUGGACCGCAGGGGGGUGAUGCAUUCCCAGAGAGGGAAGAUGGUUGCACACUUUACUGUCUCUGAAGAGGUCCCAAGCUUUCAUCAUCUUUCUCUGAAUGACCUGUUGGACUUAAUGUCUUUCAUUUCAUUGCACUGCCAAAACAUCUUAGAGUUUGUAUGUAUGAGACAGAAUGCAUAUGUUAAUGCACUCAUCAAGCUUGCUUUUCUAGUUUGACAGUGCUGAAUGUUAAAUGAAUACGAUGAGGAUUUAAAGAUGCAUGGGCUGGUGUCUGUCUCCAGAUUCAUCCCUGCCUGUAUGUGUAUCUGGAGCAUUCACCGUAGCCCUGACUCCACAGCUAGGUUCAGUAUUGCUCUGUCAUGACUGAGCAUUAAUCUGGUUAGUGGUACACAACAGGAACCGGAACCGGAACCAACAUUUCAGUUAGCGGACUUAUUUCCUAAAGACAGUAGAGCCAUUAAAUGACGUUGUUAAUGUAUAAUGUAACUUUUUAGAUUGCCCUGCACUGAAAGAGUUUAGGUUGGUUCAAAGAUAGGAAUGUUUUCUGGGGUCUUGAUCUGAAGCAUCAGAACCAUUUAGAUAUUUUUCAGGUGUGUUAUUGGAAGGAUUUUGCAUUUUCAUAGAUUUCUGUGCUGUUUCUAAUAACAUUCGGUACUGUAAAUGUAUGCGAGUAGCUUUCUGUUUAAGAGGCAUUUGCACUGUAGCUUUGAUUGCCUUCUUUAUUCUAUACUCUGGAUUUAUAAUUGUUGUACUAAAAUAUAGCUUCUUUCCUACAAUAUUUUUAAGUAAAUAGAUGUUUAUAUAAUUUGUAGCUCUAAAAGAUGUGUUGUCAUGUUUGUAUUAUAAAAUUCUGUAAAUUAGAUUUUGGUUUAUUGGAGUUGAGAACAGAUCUCUCUGUGAUUCAGCUCAUUUUUCUUAAAUCUUUGUGAUAAAACAACGCACUCUAUAAGAGUUUAUUGUUUUGUUUCGUAUUUUUUUAGUGCUGAUGUCUUAAUGCAGAUUGAAGAUUUUAGGAUGCUUAUAUUUAUUUUCCUAAAUCAUUAUAUAUUGAAAUUCAUUUGGCCUUGAAAGCAUACAUAUUUAAUAAUAUUAGUAAUUUAUGACUUAUUUCAAUUAUUUACAUUAUAGAAUUAAACUCUUUUCUGUCCAGAGAGUUAGGCCUACUACUUCAUUAAUGAUAUGACCCACUGAUUUCAAAGUUCUUUACAAUGUAAUUAUACAGUAUGUAUGCAUAUUCAUAUUGUAAAUAAGUAACACUGUGUUUGGGUUGAACACACUAGCAUCUUUAGUGCUCUUCAUUUGCUGUUGGAAAUGCAUUUUCAGCACUCUCAAUUGUGUUUUUUCUUUGGAAAGUUUGAGUGUUUCAAAAACCAUCCAUCCAUCUCACCCUUUUACCCAGACAGCUGUUUGCAGGAGCCUUGAUGAACGAGAUUAUAUGAAUGACAUCAUAUGCCAUAAACACUGAACUCUUUCAAUAAACAUGUGAUAUGUCUUAAUGAUCGAUUUUCUUAAAUUCUAAGACUUUUUUUAAGGGUUUGAGAUCCCCCCCCCCCCUCAGACAUUUUUAGUAUGAAAAAUAGGGUUUGUUGUCCAUGGCAAUUUUCUUUUUUCAUCCUUUCAUCCUUUUCAUGUUCCAUCUGAGAAGUGUAAAGGCUGAUUGUGCGAUAUGUAUCGGAUACAAAUACAUUUGGAUUUUGAAGUUUGGUGUUGCUAAAUAACUCCUGUACUAUAGUAAUCAAAAAGCUGUUUCAUAUAGUUUUUAGACAAAUGCAUUCUGGGAGAAAACAAAGCUAGCAGAUGGGCUGACACUGUAAAUGGUCUUCAAACCAACAGAGCUUUUUACUCAAUCAUGCCAACUUCAUUCCUUUACUGAGGAAUUUCGGUCAUUUAAUUUUACUGUUUGAGAUAAACAGCCUACAGGAACCUCUCGCGCUCACAGUGAUUGAAGGGAUUAAGAGACAAUUUUGUGAGUUUUGAGGCUUUCAAUUUCUUCAUAAUUAUCAAAAUCCUAAAACUUGAGUUUGUCAGACUAAUGGGCAGAACAGAUGGCAUAGAUUUGCCACAAAUGUUUGAACUCAUUCAUCAACACUUGGAGUGAGUUCUUCUUAUGUACUGUAGUAGUUAGAACCAAUUUUAACGUCGCUUAAAUCUUAGAAAGCAGUUGUACUGAGUAUAUGAUAUCAAUUCAGUUUGUUACAACAUUUUAUUUCUUAUUUAAAAUAUGUUAGAUCCUUGCUUCAUCUUUUUUCUGUAAAACGUCUAAUUGAUUUGGACUUCCUUAGAAAUACAACAGCCUUAAAUUACUUAAGUGAUUUACAAAUGUGAGUAUGUCCACAAUUCCAUACCUGAUUAUUAGCCAUAUGAAUUUUUGACUGGCAUGAUGAUGUUCUACUGCAUGAACUCAGUCCACAGCUGUUAACUCAGUGCAGUUGAUAUUUUAAUGGGCAGUUUUUAAGUGCUGUAGACUGCAUUUAGCAUAUCAUUUCUAUAGCUCUAAGGGCAAGUGAGGUCUAUCCCCUGCAUUAGCCCACUGUACCUUUUAAUUGAGUCUGGUUUUAAGAUUUUAUCACUCAGGCUUUAAUGAUAUGGUUCUUUUGUUUUGGUGUUGAUCCAUUUACUCUGUGGCACAUUCAGAAGAGAUUGUAAGUGAUGCUGGCAGCAUCAUAUUACCCUUCGGUCUCCUCUGCUAUGAUUUAUUCUCGUCCAACCAA
This is a messenger RNA of Sinocyclocheilus rhinocerous, 6406 nucleotides long. RefSeq names its product diacylglycerol kinase, zeta a (gene dgkza). The record is from RefSeq and is a predicted model, not a curated record. Gene Ontology annotation, biological process: phospholipase C-activating G protein-coupled receptor signaling pathway. Gene Ontology annotation, molecular function: ATP-dependent diacylglycerol kinase activity; protein binding. The coding region runs from base 510 to 3599 and encodes 1029 amino acids. NCBI's taxonomy places the organism in Eukaryota, Metazoa, Chordata, Actinopteri, Cypriniformes, Cyprinidae. Gene Ontology annotation, cellular component: glutamatergic synapse; plasma membrane. The transcript is spliced from 34 exons.